Molecule: messenger RNA, 1251 nt
Organism: Habropoda laboriosa
Lineage: Eukaryota; Metazoa; Arthropoda; Insecta; Hymenoptera; Apidae
Product: post-GPI attachment to proteins factor 2-like
Exons: 4
Coding region: 160-939 (259 amino acids)
Biological process (GO): GPI anchor biosynthetic process
Cellular component (GO): Golgi membrane; endoplasmic reticulum membrane
Source: RefSeq, a predicted model, not a curated record
UAUGAUUUCUUGGUUAACAACGAUGAAAAAUAUAAUCAGGAAGAAAGCAGAAUGCAUGUUACGCGUACUACCAAUAGAACGUUACGUAUCUUAGCCUAUUAAGAAUAUCAGACUGGUUUGCGAUGACGUAAACUGAAUAUAAGUCCAGAAUAUAACACGAUGAACAAGUCAAGAAUGGGGUCAGAUUAUAUUCCGCUAGUGGAAGACGAAAUGUCGAAAGCGCGAUUCGUUUUGCCUUUCGCUAAAUUAGCCUGGUUCACCGUGUCCCUACCAUUUUUAGCAUUUAUUUUUUGUAUCGUUUGGUCCAUUCUAUACAACUUUGAGCAUUCUACUUCUACUCACUGCAAGGUUUAUAAUUUUCUACCAUCUGUGUCUGCUGCAAUUGGACAUUAUAAACCGCAAAGAAAUGUUUGGAAAACUGCGAUAGCUAUCCAAGCCUUGAUAAGAAUUUUAGUAUUAGUAAUGUAUCGCCGUUAUUAUAAAGAACAUAUCUUCAAAUCUGCAGAAAGUAUUUGUAAUAUUGCGACAGCUAUAUAUGCCGUUGAAAACAUAUCUCUUGUAACGUUAACUUUUUGGACUUCUGAUGAAAAUUAUGCCUUCCAUAAAUUAUCUUUUAUAACAUUUUUAAUAACAUCUUUCGUACACAUGCUCGUAGUGUACUACAUCGUGAGAAAUUGUCAUAUAGUUACCAGGGAACCUUCUGAAACUACUUCCUUAAAAUGGAAGCGGAGAUCCAUGAUGUCGAAUGUGUUCUGUAUAAUACUUGCCUGUUACUUUUUUUACAGGCAUAAUAAGUAUUGCGAACCUUUAGUUUACUCUAUGUUUGCGUUAAGCGAAUAUGGAGUUGUUCUUUCAAAUAUGGGGUUCCACUCGACUGCAGCUUGGGACUUUGCAAAUUCGCGUAUUAUGAUAUCAGGAACAGGAUUUAGGAUAAUUUAAUGUAAUUUUGUACAAAGGUUGGGUUACUCUUAAGAAUCUGAAAAGAAUAUUUUUACACUAGUCUUUUUAAACUACACUUACACGUUUGGAAUUUCUUUAUCUACUCAACCGCGCAAUAUCUCGUGUAUUAUCGAUAUAAUACUGAAAGUGUAAUUCGUAUCGAAUUUUUAAGUUUCCACUGAAUUAUAUGCAUAUUAAUAUUUCCGAACAAUCAGGAUAAUUUGCGUGCAAUGAAAACAUAUCUACACACAUAUAUUGUAUAUACACGUAUGUAAAAGAAAAAACGAGGGAAAAGUAAAUAAAAGGGAAGGG